GUACUACCACUCUUCCUGAUGUUAUUGGUGCUGCUAAAUACAACAUACUGAUAUUUCAAAAAAUGUCGCUGUACAUAUGUACAUUCAUGGCUGGCGCUUGACUGCCUGUUGGUUCAGUCCCUACUUCUUCCUGAGCACACGUUGGACCUCUCACAUUCACACGUAACACCGAAUGCGAGAGAUGGGGGAGCCGGCUUAAGAAGAGGUCCUGGGGCACAUGUGAAUACAAAUAUUCUCACCUCAUCGAUAUAUUAGAUCGCACUUGUGGAUUAAACUGCUGUUGGUACUUCAUAGGAAUUGAAUCGGCUUCAUCAUGGGCUGUGUGGGCACCAAAUCACCGCAGGAUUCGGGCGGCAAAGAGGUGGGCAGUGACGUCACAGGGAACAGCAGCCAGACAGCACACUACGUCAAGGACCCCACCAGCAAGGCCAACAGAACCAACUCUAACCCCCCUGCCUCUAGCACAGAUGGUGUAGAGAACAUUGCCAUUGCCCUUUAUGACUAUGAAGCCCUGCAUGAUGGAGACCUGGGCUUCAGAAAAGGAGAGAAGUUAAAAAUUUUACAGGAAUCAGGAGAAUGGUGGAAGGCAAUGUGUCUGAGCAAUGGUGUGGAGGGCUACAUCCCCAGUAACUAUGUAGCUAAAGACACCCUUCAAACUGAAGAGUGGUUCUUCAAAGGAGUCAGCAGAAAAGAUGCUGAAAGACAACUGCUGGCCCCGGGCAAUAAAAUGGGCUCCUUCAUGAUCCGGGACAGUGAGACCACCAAAGGAAGCUAUUCACUGUCUGUGAGGGACUCCGACCAUCAGUCAGGCGACACGGUGAAGCAUUACAAGAUCCGUACACUGGACAACGGCGGCUUCUACAUCUCCCCUCGGAUCACAUUCAGCACCCUGCAGGAGCUGGUUGCCCAUUACAAGAAGCAGGGAGAUGGCCUGUGUCAGGCUCUCACUAUCUCAUGCAUCAGUGCCAAACCCCAGAAGCCAUGGGAGAAGGACGCUUGGGAGAUCCCCCGCGAGUCCCUCAAGCUGGACAAACGGCUGGGUGCCGGCCAGUUUGGAGAGGUCUGGAUGGCCACAUACAACAAGCACACCAAGGUGGCAGUGAAGACCAUGAAACCAGGCAGUAUGUCUGUGGAGGCUUUCCUGAUGGAAGCGAACCUCAUGAAGACCCUUCAACAUGACAAGCUGGUUCGCCUCAACGCCGUUGUUACCAAGGAGGAACCUAUAUACAUUAUCACAGAGUUCAUGGAGAAAGGUAGUUUACUGGACUUCAUCAAGAGUGAUGAAGGCAAUCGUCUCCAGCUGCCCAAGUUGAUAGACUUCUCCGCACAGACAGCUGAAGGCAUGGCGUACAUCGAACGAAGGAACUACAUCCACAGAGACCUGCGUGCUGCCAACAUCCUGGUCAAUAAGAGUCUGGUGUGCAAAAUUGCUGACUUUGGUCUUGCCCGCAUCAUAGAGGACAAUGAAUAUACUGCAAGAGAAGGUGCCAAGUUCCCUAUUAAGUGGACAGCACCAGAGGCCAUCAACUAUGGCUCCUUCACCAUCAAAUCAGACGUGUGGUCCUUCGGCAUUUUGCUCACUGAGAUCAUCAGCUACGGCCGCACUCCUUACCCUGGCAUGACGAACCCAGAGGUGAUCCGCUCUCUGGAGAGGGGUUACCGCAUGCAGCGCUUGGACUCCUGCCCCCAGGAGCUGUAUGACAUCAUGCUGGAGUGCUGGAAGAACAAGCCUGAAGACCGGCCCACCUUUGAGUACCUGCAGAGCGUACUGGAGGACUUCUACACGGCUACAGAGAGCCAAUACCAACAACAACCCUGAGACACACACACGUGCACACACACAUAGAGUACUGCCUUAAGUUAGGCAAAUAUAACAAGCACACAUGCGCAUUUACAUCCAUGAAACAGUCUAAAUGCGUCCUGUCAAUGAAUGAUGAUGUGUUUUAUGAGAGUUUUAUAAGAACUUUAUCCUUUCACCUUAUACUGAGUGUUGCAUGUGGUUACACAAAAUGGUCAAAAGAUACAAAUGAUGUGUGAGGCAAAGGUUAUAGAGUUAUUUUUUUAAUAUUUUAGUGUGUUUUGUUGUAUUUCUGUUUUAACAUAUUUGUCAUUUCUUUGUAAGUUUUACAUUUUACAUUUAAAAAGUCUUGUAUCAUUCUUUAAUAUCUGUGAUGAGAUAAAUAAAGUGAAUCGCAUAGUAAUUUGGACCAUUGGUAUGGUAAUCAAGUAAACAUACUCAGCCUAUAUUAGGUUCAAACAACUAAAAGGGUUCCUGGUCAGCAAACUUUAAAACUUUUCUAUCUGGUUGUCACUAGAUUCUAAGGGUAACUGAAAAUCUCUCUCGUGUUGAGGAAACAUUUUCUCUGUGUCAUACUAGCUUUCACAUUGUAGGUGAUUUUAAAUUCAGUAACUAUAUUGCUUCACUGUACCUCUCUGAAUUCAUGCUGUAUUUCUGAUGGUUCCCUGAAUUUUGACUGAAUGUUUUGACUGAAAGCAUGAUAUCUUUAAAUUCAGAUACCUGUUUGAAUGUCUGUGCAAUAAGGGAUUGUGUGAUCAUGUUUUACAAAUCUUUCCUGAGAUUUUAAAUCAGUUUAAUUUAUUUUAGUAAUUGGUUUGUUGUUGGGAUUCUGUGUUGUCAGAAUGUCUGGCAUACUGUAUUUUAUUUGUUAUUAGAAUUUUGGUGAUCUUAUUCGUAUCAUGCUUGUUCUAAAAUAAAGUGCUUAAAGAAAUUAAAAUAAGGAACAGAUCAUUUAAACUGGAGGUACAAUCAAAAAAGAUCAAAUUAGUAGAUAC
Messenger RNA from Electrophorus electricus (electric eel), 2793 nucleotides. RefSeq names its product HCK proto-oncogene, Src family tyrosine kinase (gene hck). NCBI's taxonomy places the organism in Eukaryota, Metazoa, Chordata, Actinopteri, Gymnotiformes, Gymnotidae. The record is from RefSeq and is a predicted model, not a curated record. Gene Ontology annotation, biological process: protein phosphorylation. Gene Ontology annotation, molecular function: protein tyrosine kinase activity; ATP binding; protein binding.